AUGCUGAAGCCCGAGAUCAACACUGUCGGGGCCCGUUUCCCCGACCUAGAAUGGCUCGUAUUGGCAGAGGCAAAGGACAAUGACAUUGCGUCCACGAUCCUAGACCCGAAUGGAGAAGGUGAAAGCAUUCAAGGUCUUUCUGCUGUCUCUCUCGGAAAGCUUCUCGGAAACCUUCCUCGCCUUGAACGACUAGCAGUGGGAAUGUCACGAUAUGAGCUCAGAGCCCAUCUGUCAGAACUGAAACUGGCACUCAGUGUCGCUCUGCGGACACAGGCAACGAUUCACCUUCUCUCUCUGAUGGUGAGGGGAUCUUUCUCCUCUUGGGGCCUACCCGUCCUGGAGGCGUCAUCGAUGUCAACAUGGCUGAAUAAAGCCUCCGAUGAUGACAACAACGACGACAUUAACGCCUUGGAACCCCCAUCCAAGUACACUGUUGCCACUAUUACUAGCUCGACCAGCUUGUCGACAGGGAACCUCGAUGCGUUAAAGACUUAUACCACGAAGGGUAAUCAAAGCCCCUCGAGAUCUGUUGGCAAAGCUCUACGGGAGGAGGAACAACCUGAAGAUCGAAUGAGGGAAAUGCUUGUUCCCAGACUGAAUCUACAAGAUGACCAUCCCCUUGCAAACUCGACGUCACUUGAGACACUGCCGUCGCUGGUAUUGCAAAUCCAACCUGAUAAACGUGCCGCUAGGUCUGAGUCACCAAAAUCUUUGGGGUGUGGUGGCGAAAGAGGUGUCAAAGAAGAUCGACAAGACGGCGAUCCAGGCUUCGGAAAGAUCUCGCCGGGCAGCAAGGCGAGGAAACGCUACCUGAUCAACGUUGAUGGACUGGUCCCAGGAAGGAGAGGGUCAAAAACGGGCGAUGGACCGAACAGUUCACCCCCAGGCGAGGCUCUUUCUAAGAAGGGAUUUGCCCGGCGAAUACAAUAUAUUAUUCAACAAUGUCAUAAUGCAGCAUUCAAGAUGACCCAUGAUUGGCUUGGACUUCAAUUGGAGCAAAAGCGCACAGAAGGACUCUGGCAGCGUCGCUCUACAGACACAGACAAGUUCGGACACUACAGUACUCAAGUUGGAAUUUUGAAGCAGAAUAUGGUGACGUUUAAAGGUUUUUGCAAUGCCUGCGCAACAGCAGAGAAGCAAAGGCAUGACCACUCAGAAGGAAGUCGCCGUGCAAGUCAGCCUGUCUUCUGUGGUAUUACCCUGAAUUACGAACAGGACCCAGCCGCCUUUCCUGGAAACAGUCACAGGGUCACGGGGGAAGUAUCACACAUCCUACCUUUCGCAUGGAACAAGAAUGAGGUGAAUCGAGGGUACACCUUUCGGACCCUCCCCGUCGGAACCAAGCUUUUCUUCAACCUGGCAGACCAAGUCAGACUGUCACAGAUGGCUCACCUAUCGCUGGGAUGCUCAGACAUGUGGCCGUACGAGAAGCGAUUCAUGGAUGUAAACGGAAGCGAAGCAGCAACUCGCACGCAAUGCUUGAAGUAUUUCUCUAGGUGGCAGCGACUUUUAAAAGGAUCAAUGCUGCUCUAUCGCACUCGAUGGAGGAAGAUCUGGCCACCAGAACCUCAACCUGUCUCUGAGCCUGUCGACCUUCCGUAUCCGGGAGGGUACAGGCCCAAACGGUCCACGAUUGCUUGGAUCGAGCAUAUUGGACUUUCAAGCCUCUACCAAGAAAGAACACGGACCUCAUGUCGACUCAUGCAGAGCCGAACACCCCAUCCCUUCUGCCUACCCAGCAUGCCACUGGUUGAGAUGGUAGCAUCCUCAGCCUAUCUGCCAGUUCUCCGUGCUUUAAUCGCAUGCUUCACUGACGUGGCUCAUGGCCAUGGCCUGUGGACAAAGCCCGUGGAGAUUCGAGAAGACGACUGUCCAGGCUGCACCGAAUCACGGCAGACUAAGACGCUAUCAAAAAUUACUUUCAUCAACUACAACGAGGAUAAAAUUCUCGAUGUGGUGACCAGCGAGUCAGCCUACAAUAAAGCCUUUGCCGAUGAAAAAUAUUCUCCGGCAAAACACAAGUGCGUACCAGGAAUGCGUCUUCGUGCGAUCAAUGAGCCCUACGUGGACGCCCAGUAUCAGCUGCGAAACGGGACCGAGUUCGAGCUGGGAGGGAUUGACGAGGAUGUUGACUUCAAUUACCAGGAUAUAUCUGCGUAUCAUGUCUUCUUCUUCAUCAAGCAGCUCGAGCGGUAUCAGCUUCCUGAACCUUUGGAGGUUUCCUCUAUUCCUAGCGACAUCGAGGUUAAAGGACAAGAGAAAGCCGUUCUGCGAGGCGCUAAUGUUUCCCCAUCAACUGGUGAAGAAGACGAACUGAGCAUGAUAUCAAUUGAUGACAACACCAUUUCCUGGUUCUCCAGCAUCUUCAACAAUGAUGGCAACUAUCCAGACGAACAACGUAUCAUGGUGAGAAACAUGAAUCUCAACUGCGGUGCGGUUUACGAAACCGUCCGCCGCAUCAGCGAAGAAGGUGGAAGCAACAGCAUUACUCCUAUUGAUAGAUAUCGAACUCGCAACGAGAUCAUUGAAGACGAUCGGGGUGCCCAGCAUAUCUUGAGCGCUGUGGAAGCUGUUAGGCUACUGAUCCCCUUUUUUUUAUCUGGGACAAUGGGAAACUUUAAAGACACCCUCGAGCGUUUCUCCAAGAAUCCAGACUUCACCGGUCGAGGCUUGACACCUACCAUGCAACUGGCUCACGUCAUCGACACGUUACCCCGAGCACUUUCGGCUCUCGGAAAGGAGUCAACGAUCCAGAACCCCUUCCAGGAAAGUAAACUGUUCAAUCAGUCGUUGGCCAUCGACACUGAAAAGGCUGCCAGUAUCAAGAGAAACGCAGUCCUGUUCAAAACACCAGUCUUUUUUUUCCAUUCCAACUGUCCGACUCAAUGGGAUCAUGACUGGCUCAACGGCAUGACUGUCGACGAAGUCGACGAGCUUCUGUACCCGAACGUCAAGGCGGCUGUUCAAGAAGAGAUCCAGGGCUAUCAGCGGAAGAGGGGCAGCAUGGAUACAAUGGACGACUUGGGAUUUGCAACAAAUGUGAUAAUGGACGCAUUCAACCCUGACGGAUACACAGAUUUUGACGGUAUUCGCUACAUCACGUCUCAAAGCCUGCGAAAAGCCCUCUUAAACGAUAUACACAUGAGCUCGGAAGAAGCAUGA
This is a messenger RNA of Fusarium venenatum, 3162 nucleotides long. The record is from RefSeq and is a predicted model, not a curated record. NCBI's taxonomy places the organism in Eukaryota, Fungi, Ascomycota, Sordariomycetes, Hypocreales, Nectriaceae.